CUGAUAAUAAAUUAAUAAUGAUUAAUGAAUGAUAUACCCAAUGAUGUGGCAACGUUGCCGAAGCACAUUUAUUAGCAGACUACAAUUUCAUUUGUUUUUCAGGAUUUAAAGAGCUGGAGCACAUGUGGACGUGGUUUUCGAGACUUUAUUCUUACUAAAAUACGUUUGCUCAAAAGUCUUUAAAUUUACUUGUUAAGAAAACUUUAGAUGUUCCCAAACGGUGUGAGCUCUUUGUGAUUUCAAAUGGCAUUACCUAAUCCUUUUGCCUGUGGCACACUUCCUAAACCAAGUUUUACACCUGUUUAUUCACCCCAAAAUACAAAUUUAAAUCCUGGCCCAGGAUUGCCACACGCACCUCAACCUCAGUAUAGUGGUGAUAGUGUGACAAAGAUGUAUCAAAAUGAUACGAAACAAAAGACGUUUGACCUCCAAAAAGGCAACUUUCAAAGCUCACAAUUUCAACCUUUCUCGUGUGAUCGUUGUGAUCGUUCAUUUAGAUCUCAUGAACUUUUAAACAUUCACAUAUCUGAGCACAUUCCCUGUGGAAUAAAUGGAUGCACAUUUGUGGCCCAUCCUAAAAUUGUGGAGAAGCAUAUACAAAUGCAACAUGAGACAGGCCUUGCUGAACAAAUAAUGAGGCUAAACACCCCAGAGGAAAUACAAAAAUGGAGAGAAGAAAGACGAAACCGAUUUCCCUCUACAACCAAUGUUGCACGUAGACAAGCUGAGCAGAAAGAAAGAUUAGAAAGAGGAGAACUUCUGUAUGAACAAAAAAAAAAAUUUGCCAAAAAUAGAAAACAGCAAGAGAAAGGAGAUAGGGGAAGAGGAUGGGAUGCAAGAAGAAAUCAGAACAGGAAGGAUAAUGAUAAAACAGAAAAAAAAAGUAACAACAUGCCACAUCAGCAAUCCGAACCUGAAUUUUCACAAAAUGUUUCAAUACCAAAUGAAACGAAACCAUUCAACAGUACAAAGACACCAGAAUCAAGUAUAGUAAACAUUAAACAGAACCUCGAUGGUGAAAUAGUAAUGGAGAAUAAGGAAAAAAUUUACUCCGGAGUACUACCUGCUAGUAAUGCGUUGGCCAAUUUGAUAAGCUAUGCCUCUGAUUCCGAAGACAACAUCGCAGAUGCUAAAAAAGCGAAAUUAAUUAUAAAAGAUGCUGAAAAGCCUGCUAUGAAUUGCCCCAGGGAACGUCCCCGAAACCCAUUAAGCGUAGGAAGAAGGAAAAACACAAAAAGUGCUGUAACUGUACCAGCUGUUAAAGAGCUUGUUCACCCAAAGAGGCUGACACUCCUGCAAAAGCUGUUGCAAGGUGAAAUUCUGCACGAACGUAAUAUCAUUCUCCAGUGCGUGCAUUUUAUUGUUCAACAGAAUUUCUUCGGUUUGAAUCAAGGAACAGUUUGAGUGGUAACAGCAGAAGCAGAUACAUUCAUUUUCAGAACGAAGGGAAUACCCAUGGAAAAGUAUUGAAUUUUUUACGUACUUGAUUUAAGUACCUCAAUAUAAUAUUCAAACUGUG
Molecule: messenger RNA, 1519 nt
Organism: Daphnia magna
Lineage: Eukaryota; Metazoa; Arthropoda; Branchiopoda; Diplostraca; Daphniidae
Product: nuclear fragile X mental retardation-interacting protein 1-like
Biological process (GO): box C/D snoRNP assembly
Cellular component (GO): nucleus
Molecular function (GO): RNA binding
Source: RefSeq, a predicted model, not a curated record